Messenger RNA from Sebastes umbrosus (honeycomb rockfish), 2167 nucleotides. It is a transcript of the gene asb10, whose product is annotated as ankyrin repeat and SOCS box containing 10. Gene Ontology annotation, molecular function: protein binding. NCBI's taxonomy places the organism in Eukaryota, Metazoa, Chordata, Actinopteri, Perciformes, Sebastidae. The record is from RefSeq and is a predicted model, not a curated record. Gene Ontology annotation, biological process: intracellular signal transduction.
CAUAAAAAUAGCAUUACUUGUCAUACUCCAGGGAGGGUCUCAUACCGAAUAUCAAAACAACUCUGUGAACCAGUCCUGUGAACAGCCGGCAGGCACAUAGUGGACAUUAUCCAGAGAGAAGGAAACAACAACAGAAACAGAGAGACAGGCUUCCCUCACUUAAUCAUACACAUCUUUUACACAAACACUUUUCUCUGUGAGAGGCCAUUUAGCAUGUCGCGAGACAGCUUUGUCUUCACAUCCAUGGCCUUACGCUCUCUUGAGUAUGAUGAAGACAUGCUGGAGAGACACAAGAUCAAGAGGCAGCUGGCCUCCCAUCACUUCAAUAGCUAUAUGCUGAAGAAGACGCUCAGGGACAGGGCACCGUCGACGUCGAGGACUGCCACGCCACCAGCUGUCUGCCAAGAUGUGGUCGUCCAGAACGCUCUGUAUACAGGAGACCUGGAGGCUAUGCAGCACCUCUUUCCUAGAGGAUCCACAGCGAACCUCAUCAUCGAGCCACAGGGAGGGGACAUGCGCUGGGUCGCCACAGGGGAAGGACUCUGGUCACUGAAUUACGAGCAGGAGCUGACCACACCACUUCACAUCACAGCCGGCCGAGGCUUCACAGACUGCCUGAGACUCCUGCUGCAGCGUGGGGCCAACAUAGACCUGGCACCUGCGGGCACCACUGCCCUGCACGAGUCCUGUGAAAACUGCCAGCCGGAGUGCACCAAACUGCUGCUGAUCCACGGCGCCAACGCCAACGCUGUCACUGAAGACGGCCUCAUGCCUCUGCACUGUUGCACAAGCCCCGAAUCCCUUGAAUGUGCCAAGUAUCUCCUCCAGUACGGUGCAGCGAUCAGCGGUCGCACUCUGGAGGAAGAUGACACUCCCUUACACGCGGCCGCCAGCAACGGCCUCCCCGACCACACCGAUCUCUACCUGCGCUACGCAGCCGCCGUGGACAAAAAGAACAACGAGGGCCUCACGCCCCUGAACGCUGCCUGUUCACAACCCCAGAAGGUGCAGGAGCUCGAACGUUACUUCAAGGUGUGCCAGCUGCUGCUGGGGGCCGGGGCCGACGUCCACACUACGGACCAGGACACACACAGUCCUUUGCACAUGGCCUGCAAGAACGCUAAUCCAGACAUAGUUGAUCUGCUGCUGGAGAACGGCGCCUGCGUCAACGACAUGGAGUACGGCGGCGAAGCUCCCAUGCACAACAUCCUGAAGGUGGUGUGCUACAAGGUUUCCCAUCACCCUGAGAGGAUCGUCCGUGCUCUGCUCAACCACGGCUCUAUCCGGGUGUGGCCUGGAGCUCUGCCCAUAGUUUUGAAGCACUGCUGUGGAUCUCCACGCACCAUCGAGGUUCUCCUGAACGCCUACAGUCACCUCAAAGUCACAGACGACUGGGUUGAGGCCGUGUCACCGGAAGCGUAUAAGGAGCACAAAGACUUCUAUGAGUCCAUCUUCUCUUUGACUCGGACUCCACGCUGCCUGCAGCACCUGGCUCGUCACAGACUCAGGAGCUACCUGGAGGGCCGGAUACACAAGGUGGUCCCUAAACUGGAUCUGCCCACCUUCAUCAAGAACUACCUGCUGCUGGAGUACAGAGACUACAUCCACUGAAAGCACUUUAGUGUGAGUCCUGAUGAAGAUUGAGAGCUGCUACAUGUGAGAAAGGAGCGUGUGUUCACAAUAUAAGAUCAUAAUUAAGAUAGUGACAUCAACUGUAGCACUAUACAGCAGUACAUUUAAUAUUUUUUAAAUAUAUUUUGUGCCUCACAUUUCAGAAUGAGCAAGCAGCUGCUUGUCACUUUUAUUCCAAUUACACGUUUGAUUUUGCACCACUAGAGGGAGCUAUAGACUACAGUUGAUAAAAUACUGAGCAUUUAUGCAAUUGUUUUAUAUUUCAAUUUAUGAUCACUUUUUUUUUUUACUUCUGCACUUGAUAGUAGAGAUGCUUGUAUUUUUAUACAGUACAUAAUAAUUAUCAUGGUAGUUUGAUGUUAAUUUGCAUAGUGAUGAUGUGUUGUACAUUGAGGAUUGCCUUGGAAUAUUUGCAUAAAUAAUUAUUCCCACCGGUAUUGUUCUAAUUAGGCGUCAUUAUAUAUAUAUAUAUACAUAUAUAUAUAUACAUAUAUAUAUACAUAUAUAUAUGUAUAUAUAUAUGUAUAUAUAUAUG